AGACCAGAAUUGCCUACCGAGUACCGAGUAUGGAGAUGUACCAUGGUUUCCUGUUGGAUAUCGAUCCCUUGGCGGUGCUGCAAAGAUCGCCUGCUCUUCCACCCCCCUCUUUUCUUUUUUCUCUGGUACACACGGGAUGUUUGAUUUACGAAAAGUGUUCCAUUUAAAGUGGACCCCCGGUAUUUAGUUUGCCUAUCCGAUCGACGCUUGUGGGCCUUAAACUGGGACUUUCUGGAAUGGAGUCUCGGCGACACUAACGCUUUUCCCCUAGGGUCUGUCUUGGUUGUUUCCACCCAAAAUCUUGUCGGUGACCAAGAGGAGAGCGAAGUCUUGUGUGGCUGCGAUCCAUGCGGGGGGUCAUCGCGCCGGUUCUGGGCAUGAUUAUUUCCCUGGCCACACGUUGGCUUCUCAUGUUUGGUUUGCGAGUGUGCUCUGGGAUCUGGGAGGGUGACGAAUCACCAAUCAACCGUCCCUGCUCCGCGGCGGAGGCCUCUCGUGCUCUUGUCCGAUUGAAAUCCACACUGCAUGGGCCCAAGUCAACCGCUCCCCUGCAGCUGCGGCGAGUGACAGACGACGGUGGUUUAGCUUGGAAACCACCCCUUGUCAAAUGUCAUUUCUACGGAGACCGGGCACGCUCGAUAGCAAAGUUAUUGGGAGGGGCUUGUAAUUGUCAUUACCAAGGCCUGUUUAUCUGGGUCCCCAUCGGGUUUCCCGCUAAUAUCACGGCGAGCCAGUGAGAAUGACGUUGAUUCCCUCCUACUUGGCACCUGUCCUCGUGUCUAAAGUUUCAGGAACCUCUCGGCCCAGGCACCCAUUAGUAUCACCUAGCCGUGAUUCCGCUCGAUGAUCUUGGAGCUGCCCCUGUCUUGAGUCCUUGACCCUAGCUUCGCGAGGGGGGUCGCCGGGUGGGGUAUCUCUCCGUGAGCGUACUGGGUCUGUGAUGAAGGCAUCCACGGCGUCGUAGGUUUGGAUAUGCUGAUCGCAGGCGACUUAGUCUCUCCCCAUUCAACAAAGCUUUGCGCGGUUCAAGGCCUUCACUCCACAGCAUCCACACACACAUGUCGGUAGUUCUAUUCCCAUCCCAAUUUAGUCUGAACAUAGUCUACCGUUGUGGCUCGAAUCCCAUUUUCCGCCACUGAUUCCCCUUUCCCCUCUUUUAUUUUAUUUUUUUU
This is a messenger RNA of Aspergillus steynii IBT 23096, 1172 nucleotides long. RefSeq lists its product as uncharacterized. The transcript is spliced from 2 exons. The record is from RefSeq and is a predicted model, not a curated record. NCBI's taxonomy places the organism in Eukaryota, Fungi, Ascomycota, Eurotiomycetes, Eurotiales, Aspergillaceae. The coding region runs from base 348 to 737 and encodes 129 amino acids.